This is a messenger RNA of Cryptococcus wingfieldii CBS 7118, 489 nucleotides long. RefSeq lists its product as hypothetical. The record is from RefSeq and is a predicted model, not a curated record. The coding region runs from base 1 to 489 and encodes 162 amino acids. The transcript is spliced from 2 exons. Lineage: Eukaryota; Fungi; Basidiomycota; Tremellomycetes; Tremellales; Cryptococcaceae.
AUGAACGCCCUCUCAAAAUCUAAAGGGAAGCCCCAUGAAUUGCACCCCAAAUAUACGCCAUCAAUCAGUUUCCAGAGCGUCCCCGCCGAGUCCGCGACUCUACAGCAAGCCCAGCAGGCGGGAGAGGGCUUUAAAUCAAAACUCUUUGGUUCCUUUCCUCGGGGAGAAGUGACCGUCAGAAAAAACGACAGCAUUCUUCUCGAUAUCUUGGGGAAGUUGGGUUUGAAUCCCAAUGUUCUCUUCUCACCUGCGGAUUGGGCAUCAUUCCAAUACUACGAUACCAAGUUCUGCGGCCCAAAGCUCACGCUCAGCGACCACGCCAAUCCCAUCGCUCUCCACACCCAUCUGGGGCUCAUGAGGUACUUUGACAACACCAUGCUACAUCCUUUGAACAUGUCGAUCGGCGACAAGGAGGCUCUAUGGUCAAGUGCUAUGAAGAGUUGUCACGGCCUGCUGGGACGCAGCAGGGGAGAGGACGGGAAAAGGUGA